Exophiala spinifera is the source of this 1527-nucleotide messenger RNA. RefSeq lists its product as uncharacterized. Bases 1 to 1527 code for a protein of 508 amino acids. The transcript is spliced from 2 exons. The record is from RefSeq and is a predicted model, not a curated record. Gene Ontology annotation, molecular function: protein binding. NCBI's taxonomy places the organism in Eukaryota, Fungi, Ascomycota, Eurotiomycetes, Chaetothyriales, Herpotrichiellaceae.
AUGGGUAUAUUCAGACGCCACAGCGAGAAAGACGACCCCGAAGAUGUAUCGCCACCUUCUUCAGAGCACCUGAUUAUGGCAAUCGAACAGGAAGCGCCUCUAUUACACCUCCCGUCUGAGAUACUACAUACAGUAUGCUGUUUCCUCCCCUACCAAUCUUUGGUUUCCCUCAGUCGGACCUGUCAACAGUUACGUGCCAUUGCACUUAAGGAUUCACUCUGGGAAUCUAUCUUAAGAUCUCAUAUACCACCAGAGGACUUUCCGCGCGAUCCAUACCCAUCGCCUUCAUAUCGCGAACUCUUCAUCACUCAUCAUCCGUACUGGUUCAUCCCUAAAAGCAAGAUAUGGAUAUCAGAUGAUCCCCACACUGGCAAAGUGAUGAUCGCCAGGUACGAUCCCAGACGAGGUUGUAUCGAGGGGUAUCGCUUGUUAGCAGACAGGAAUCCUUCAGUGGGAAUGCUAUGGCUAUUCAAGCCAAGCGUGGUAAUUCAUAACUUCAAUCCCAAGGUGCAUUUAUGGGUGGAUGACCCUGUCAUCAAGAUCCCUCAUGGUCUAGUCCCAAUCAAUGCACGGCAGGGGUGGUUGAAGACGGAGAUUAGGAUGAUGGUCGGUCCAGAGCGUCGGCACACAUCAGCUUCGCUGUCUCUUUGCCGCGAUAUCCCAGAACGACUCCAAGACAAAAGCAUGAGUCUCUGGCCGCCUCGCACGAUUCCGAACAUGCCCCGAGUACGCGCUGAAAGCGUCGACAAUUUCAAGGGUUCUGGCCACAAACCCCAGGCGUGGGAUGAAAUCUCGCAGACCACAUUCCGGUUGCGUCAUUGGUCACAAUUCAGCAUCGGGAUGUCGCAAUAUGGAGUCAGGGUAGGAGAGCAAGUGAGUACCUGGACCACAUUGGAUCCCUCGCUGUACACUCCUACAGCGGACAAGCCGUACCAAGGCAUUUUCGUGGGUGAUUACGCCGGCCAUGGCUGUGAAUUUCUCUUGGUCAUGCAGACUGAAAAGAGUCGUGGUUCUGAUCCACCAAAGAAACCGCACCCAUUAUCGAUUAAACAGACAACACAACACGACAGUGAGGACGGCUCUGGCGAUGAUGGCGAUGAGAGUUGGGAAGAUUUGGGCCAACCUGAAGCGGCAUCGAGUGGCACUGAAUGGAAGGACCAUGACAUUCACCAGGGUGCAAUUGAAGCAGUGAAGUUGACUGGUGAUCCAAACGUACCUCGGGGUGAAUACACAUUCAUCGCGGAUGACAUUGGCCCUGCAGGACUGAUCAGAAUCGCCAUCGAGCCACCAUUUCCAGGGGCGAGGGUCGUGAGAAGCCGUGGACAUGUUGCCGCGCGCGGAUUUGUUAAUGAUGAGUUCAUUCCCUCGCAACUGAUUAUGAUCAACUUCAACAGGCUGGCUCAAUAUUGGGAGCCAUUUGGGCAUAUUUCGUUUUACGAAAGGGUCGAUAUCGACCGGCUGAUGGACGACACAUUUAGACCCAGGAGACAGGACCAAUCUGAUUACAUAGCGACUGUCAAGUGCUAG